Messenger RNA from Conger conger (European conger), 966 nucleotides. It is a transcript of the gene ss18l2, whose product is annotated as ss18, like 2. The coding region runs from base 148 to 486 and encodes 112 amino acids. Lineage: Eukaryota; Metazoa; Chordata; Actinopteri; Anguilliformes; Congridae. The record is from RefSeq and is a predicted model, not a curated record. The transcript is spliced from 5 exons. Gene Ontology annotation, cellular component: nucleus. Gene Ontology annotation, biological process: positive regulation of transcription by RNA polymerase II. Gene Ontology annotation, molecular function: transcription coactivator activity.
GCUCUCCAGCUUGAUGCGGAAGUGGUUUUCAUGAGCAUAUCAUACCCGUGACCGGGUAAAUCGCAAUUGCGAACAUGGAGUUGCGCUUGUUUUUCUUCGUAGCUUGCUAGCGAUAACCAAUUGAGGUUCGCGAUCCAGAAAUGUAAAAUGUCUGUUGUCUUUGUACCGAAGAAGCAACGUGGGAAAGCACAAAUCGACCAGGAGAUAAUACAAAGAUUGCUCGACGAAAACGACCAGUUGGUAAGAUGUAUAACCGAAUACAUGCAAAAAGGAAGAGCCACCGAAUGUGUCCAAUACCAGCAGAUAUUGCACCGAAACAUUGUUUAUUUGGGAACUAUCGCGGAUGCCAGCCCAAACCUUCCUCCAACAUUGACCACUCCUUUUGAAAAUGGAGAGGUGCCCAUGCCCUUGCCGGUCUUAAAUGAGAGCGUUAAUGGUUGUAGCGCAUCAGAUGAUAAAGAAAACAAGGUAACAGGUUCAUCGUGAGCUCAUUUUGGAUGUUCGCUUCGGCCUACUUAAAACAUUUCAAUGAAUCAUGUUAAAUCAACCGGUAUAUUUGGAUGAUGGAUUUUAACAAAUGUAUGAUUCGCUAUUUGACAACAUUCUGUACAGAUGUGUAAAUGGUGUGUAUUAUUUGCUUGAUCAACAGCAAAUGUUGUCAUUCCUCCAUCAGAAAUAUGCAUUCACUCGCUCUUCCCAGCUUGUUCAACGAAAUGGAGGCUACAUAUUCAAUUGAAAAUUUAGGCCAUAAUGUUGUCUGGUGUUAGUUCCCUCUUAUAUGCUGUAAGCUCAUCAGAAACCCUUGGUAUAUGCGGUCAAGCUGACCCAAGGUUAUUAUGGUUAGUAUAAGGUCUGUGGUAUUCAUUCGAUACAUCAAGGAAAAUGUCAAUAUUGUAUAAUUGACAAUUUUGUAAUAUGUAACUGCAAUAAACCUAUUGCACCAUUUGCUAGUAAUGGUCAACAUCA